CAUGGCCUCCGACUCAAUUUGCAGUUGAAUUUGCGUACUUCAGACCGUCAUCGGUUCAUCACCCACCAAGCUCCAAGGCUGGCCUUCUUCUGCAGAUCACAAGAAAUUGCCGCCAAGCCUACGUACGCCCCUUUUCAUAGGCUGUACCGACCGUUGAGCCCGUUGAUCAGUGCGCCUAAUAUUCCGAGGUCACCGUCACGCUAUCUCCUACAUCCACCAUGCAACCAAAGACAUUGCGAUUUCAGUUGAAACGAAUUCCCUUGGCACUCGUGGUUGGGCUGUUACUAGGCUUGCUAAUUGGAAAGACACUACCAACAAGCCUCUUGUCAACAGGCGGGAACAAUCCCAUAUUCGUGUCUCGCUUGUCUGCUCGCAAACAAAUCACCCUGCCUAGCAUUGACCAGCGCCGCCGUGUCCUAGACCUGCUCUCCACGUUGUCUCCGCACCAUACCACAGAGUGCACACGAAAUUCCCAGCCGCUUUACGUUCAGCAAGUCCGAGACCGAUAUGAUUCUCUUAUAGGACACAAAACUCCUUCUGAAUCCACCUGGUUCUCUUCUUGGGGAUUUUCCGACUCCCAACACGUACACAACGUUCCAAAAAAAGAGCACAAAUAUUUUUUCGCCAUCAACUUGUAUAACUCCUUCGAUGUCAUUCCUGACUUGUUUGCAACUCUUUUUCGAGUCUCUGCUAUCUUGGGGUAUCACAACGUCUAUGUCUCCAUAUACGAAAAUGGCUCGACAGACCAGACGAAAGCGCUGCUACGAAUAUUCGACGCCCUCACUCGUAGUGUAGGCUUACGUGUUACUAUUCGAACCUCUACACGUACACGAGGUGCCUUCAACCAUCGUAUAGAGUACCUUGCGGAGGUCCGCAACCAGGCUUUUAACCCACUCCACGAGCUCCGCGACUCGCACAACGAGUACUUUGACACCAUCAUAUUUAUGAACGAUAUCCUCCCAUGCGUGGACGACUUGCUUGAGCUGAUCUGGCAAAGUAGGCGGAAUAAUGCAGGUAUAACAUGUGCUUCUGACUACAUGUAUCAUAAAGAGCUGUCCUCCCCCGUGUUUUAUGAUAAUUGGGUCGCCCGCGAUAUCAACGGGACAGCGUUGGAAAAUGCUCCGUUCGAAAGCGUCUUCCAUGAUCCCUACUCCUCCGACCGUUUCCAGAUGCACCUUCCCAUACAGGUCCAGUCGUGUUGGAAUGGCAUUGCAGUCCUGGACCCUGCUCCAUUUUACACCCCCCCUUAUAUCAAAUUCCGUAUGGCUCGACUCACAGAUGAGGAGUGUUCUGCUUCAGAGUGUAGUUUGAUCUGCAAUGAUUACUGGCAGGCUGGGUAUGGGCGUAUAUUGAUGGUACCGCGGGUGAAGCUAGCGUACGACAAAAGAGUAUUUGAUAUCAUACAUCCUUCAAGACGGAACCUUACUGCUAUCCGUGGUUAUAUGCGUCUUGGGGGACUUCCGGACAAUCCACGGACAGAUCCACAGGACCGGUCAUGGUUUGGUCCUCAUGACCGUUUGUUCACGCCGGAGGAAAGUGAAGAGCUUGAUUUUGUGCCCGGGCCUUCGCAUGUAUGGUGUUGGGGCUGGGACGGUGCAGGCGAUAUAGAUGGUCCCGAUGUGGAUCCAAUCUGGGAGCGGAUGCCCGACCGUUCGCAGCAUGUAGAUUCUGUGAAGGUGAAGCAUCACAGGGAGAUGAGCGAGCUGUGAUGCGUUCGGACAUAACAUGGACAUCUGGGUAGUAUGAUCUGUUAAUUGCGUCGAACUUAUUUGGUUUGCGUGGUGUAUCUCUACGAAGGUAUGUCUACUAGAGACGCGAUUCUGUGGAAUUUCAAAAGUGCUUGUCUUCCCACUGCAGUUUACUUGCUAGACUCGUCAUCCCUAAGAGUAGCUUCAGUCAAUGUUAAGUUAUUGCGGUAA
This is a messenger RNA of Suillus discolor, 1919 nucleotides long. RefSeq names its product glycosyltransferase family 69 protein. The transcript has 5 exons. The coding region runs from base 219 to 1709 and encodes 496 amino acids. NCBI's taxonomy places the organism in Eukaryota, Fungi, Basidiomycota, Agaricomycetes, Boletales, Suillaceae. The record is from RefSeq and is a predicted model, not a curated record.